GGUAAGAAGUACCACUUAAAUCCAAGUGCUCUGUGUAUUACUUCUGGGAGAACUACUAAAACUGAGCACAGAUACACUUAUGAAAAAUUAAAGUCUCCUCACAGACUCAUACAAGCCUUAAAACCCAUAAGGGAAAGGCAUAAUAUAGUAGAAAUUUGUGGCUUUUUAGGCAAAACAUAACUUCAGGAUCUCAAAAUCUGUAUCUAUAAAAUAGGUAAAAAUUUCAGUAUUUAAACUGUUACACAAAUAUUUACAGAGAAAUGCUUUGGAAGAACUUUAAUCUGAACACCAUAAGUUAAUAUUGUCAUUUACUAAAAACACUCCUACCCCACCAAAAAAAAAAAACCACAACCCAAAGAACCUGCUUGUGAAAUAAAAAAAAGAAACCAAAAGAACCUGCUUGUGAAAUAAUGCAAGUCAACAGACUGUAGAGAAGUUUUAGUCGCCUUUUUAAAAAUAAGUAAUCACGUGACAGCAUUUGGAAACAAAAUAGUCACUGUAGUUUUGAAAACAGACUGCUGAUGAAAGGACAAAAGGAAGCCUUGCGUUUGGACCUGUAAUGAAAACACCGGUGUAUGCCUUACUUGCAGGGUUGUCUUUAGUCUCCGCUUUCAUUUGCGUAUGGAGUUACAUGUAACAGGUAUCAGUCCAUAUAUCUGUUCUUUUUGAUUUAAUUCUGCCCUUUUUUUCUCCAAGUAAAUCAGUUUUAUUCUCUGCUCCAAGCAAAAGAUUAUAGCUCUAAAGUUGUAUAGCACACUCCAUGUUGCAGAAGUUGUAUUCUGGUUCCCUUUCUAUGCGACAUUUGGAUCUCUAGUAAACUGCUUGUGGUGGGAAGAACAAGGGUUAGGUGCUGGGCAUUUGCUCCUCAGCCUUUGUUUCUCUGAGGUUCAGGUGUCAUUCUCCCGUGAUCCUUGAGGACAGGAGAGCUUUUUAUUCCAAGGAGGCUUUAAUGCUAAACACACACACGCACACAAAAAAAAAAGGAAGGAAGCAUAAUCGUGUAACUCUUGUGCUCAGGGAAGAUCGUUGAGAGACGAGACGCAGUUGUAUGUCAUGUUACUUGCUGUUGUUGCAGUGGAGAUGGCAGCUGAGGUGGGCUUGCCAGAGGAGCAGUUCCUCGGUGUGUGACAAUUUGGACAGGAAUUUGGCCUGCGAGUAGUUGUGUUUGCUUGGAUUAAGAACUUCCUGUUGUCCCAGCCUGCGGCUGCAUGUUAAGUGAUGAGCAAGUGUGGUCUUUGCUAUAGCAGAUUUAAGUUUGUGUUGGUUUUCUUUUAAUAUAAGAACAAUGGGAAAGUCUUGUGAGUUGUCGGAGUGUUGCUGACAAAUGUUGAACAUACGAGUUUCUGUAUCUAGCUCUUGCCCAAAAUAAUGACAUUCUUGACCUUUCUAUUAAGACAUGUCCAUAAGAUGUUACAACUUUGGUUUCAGCAGAUACUUAGGAGGGGAAAAUAAGAACAUAAUUACUAAGGAAACUUACUUUGCUUUAUGUGGUUUUAUUGAUUUUUCUUUAAUACUAAUCUAAAUCUAAAUACUAAUACUAAAUCUAAAAAAAAAAAAUCCCUUCAUCAUAAGCCUCUGUUCACAGAUGUUUUGUCUUUGGAAAUUUACAUUGCUUUUGAAGUAAGGUGAAGCAUUAGUAUAAUGAGACUGUAUCUAAUGAAAGUAGGUUCUAUUAACCAGUUAUUUAAAAUAGUAAUGACUUCUGUAGUUGUUUGUACUGCAACUGGUUUUAAUCUUUGAGAGAGCUGCCCGUAGCAGGAUCUUUCUGAUUGAUGUAGAAUAUUUCUGAUUAAUAGUUAAGGUCCUUUAUGAUACAGAAAGGGAAAAACUGGUUUUCUUCCUUCUGUGUGUAUAUUAAAGAAGGAAAAGAAAGCCUGUAUGAUUCUAACCCACCUGAAAAAACUUGUUUCUAAGGAGUCAGAGAGAUUGGACCAACUGAUUUCCCACUCUAGGUGAGUGUGCUUACAGUGAAUGUCAGCAUCUUGAAAUGAGUGUGUGAAAUAUCUUCCAACACUGUUUGCUUGAUGAGGUUAGUUUUAAUUAUUUAUGACAGCCACUCUUGAAAAUACGCUCAAGAUGUAUGUAGUGUUGGAUCAGACUACAGUAUUAUCUUUGGAAAAAAGUGGGUAAGCACAGUUUCAUAAAUCAUGGCUAUAUUGGUAAUUUUGUACUGAGUAGACAACCUUCAUGAUGAAAUAGCUCAAAGUCUACAAUCUAAGGUAUGUAAUAGAGACUGCACAUAAUAGAGCUAAAAAACAUCUGCGUGUAGCAUAAUGUUAGAAGAAAAAAGGCAGGUUUUUUGGAUAUUUAUUUUAUUUUCAAUUUCAGUCUCUCAUCAGCUUCUGAAAAUUGGUGAUAAUAAAGCAUAACGCCCAUGUUGUUAAAGGAGCUUCUGAUAAACUACAGUAGCUUCUUGUUGGCCACUGUCUAUUUGAGCAAUAAUUGAAUGGCUUAUUGAUCAUAUUUCCUCCCCGUAUGGUUAUACAUUUUUUUGGAGGUGAGGUAAUUUUGGCUAGAUACUUGUUUUGUGGAUUUGGUCGUUCAGAUAGCUAUCAGCUGUCUUAAGGGCUUAAGUGUAAUAUCAGUGCAGGGGAAGAUGGGGGAUUUAAAUCGUUGUGAUUAUGCUGGUAUAACUCAGCCUAGCGAGUUCUCUUAUUACAUAUAAAAAGCCUUUUUCCAGCAGUUUCAUAAGAAGUAAUUUGAGAGUAUAUUAAAAAAAUAAAAGAAGCCCUCUGAAACCAAGAGUGCUGUUCUAGAAGAAAAAUGGGUUGUUUUGCACUUAUGCUUGUAUACUGAAAUGGGUUUAAUUACACUGACUUGAACUGUUCUGUGUAAACAGAUUGUGACUUCAUUACCUUGAUCCUGAAAGAAAGAAGAAGAAGAAAAAAAAAAAGCAGUUGCCAUGGAUGGAAAGAUCCCUUGCAGUUGGCAGUAAAUCAGGCUACAAAUUCUUCUCUCUUUCUUCUGUGGACAAAUUAGAGCAGAUCUAUGAAUGCACUGACACAGAAGAUGUGUGCAUUGUGGAGAGGCUGUUCUCCAGUAGUCUGGUGGCCAUAGUAAGCCUUAAAGCUCCACGCAAGCUGAAAGUUUGUCACUUUAAGAAGGGGACAGAGAUUUGCAACUACAGUUACUCCAACACCAUCUUGGCUGUCAAACUCAAUAGACAGAGGCUGAUAGUAUGUCUGGAAGAGUCUCUCUAUAUACACAACAUAAGAGACAUGAAGGUAUUACAUACAAUCAGGGAGACGCCUCCCAAUCCUGCAGGGUUGUGUGCUUUAUCGAUAAACAAUGAUAACUGCUACCUGGCCUAUCCAGGAAGUGCAACUAUUGGAGAAGUACAGGUCUUUGACACCAUCAAUCUGAGAGCUGCUAAUAUGAUCCCAGCUCAUGAUAGUCCCUUGGCUGCUUUGGCAUUUGAUGCAAGUGGUACUAAACUUGCCACUGCAUCAGAAAAGGGGACAGUAAUAAGAGUGUUUUCCAUUCCAGAGGGACAGAAACUAUUUGAAUUCCGAAGGGGAGUGAAGAGGUGUGUGAGCAUCUGUUCAUUGGCUUUCAGCAUGGAUGGCAUGUUUCUGUCUGCAUCCAGUAACACAGAGACGGUGCAUAUCUUCAAACUUGAGACUGUGAAAGAAAAACCUCAGGAAGAGCCUACAACCUGGACAGGUUACUUCGGAAAAGUGCUGAUGGCUUCAACAAGCUAUCUGCCCUCUCAAGUAACAGAAAUGUUCAACCAGGGUAGAGCAUUUGCUACAGUCCGCCUGCCUUUCUGUGGGCACAAAAACAUCUGUGCACUUGCCACAAUCCAGAAAAUCCCUCGUUUAUUGGUGGGAGCUGCUGAUGGGUAUCUCUAUAUGUACAACCUAGACCCCCAAGAAGGAGGAGAGUGCACACUAAUGAAGCAGCACAAGCUCGAUGGCAGUAUGGAGCCAGCCAACGAAAUUUUAGAGUCUGCAUCCCAUGACCGGCCGUUGGUAGCGCAGGCAUACAGUGCUGCUGUGACUAAAGGUACAUAUGUGCCUUCCUCACCCACAAGGCAUGCCUAUACUGAUGACCUGGGUGCUGUGGGUGGAGCUUGCCUGGAAGAUGAAACCAACUCCCUUAGAUUGGAUGAAGACAGUGAGCAUCCCCCCAUGAUCCUUCGGACAGACUAAACUUUGACCUGUGAACUCACUCCUGAAGCAGAGAACACUGGCUUGAUGUUUCUUGAGGAAUCUCGUGUUAUGCUGCUAUGAACUUUGACAUGAGUUGGGAGAGAGGAUGACAGACUCUUACAGUUUUAAGUCAUAGCUGUAGUCCUAAUUCUAUACAAUUGGAAAAAUAUAUGGUUUUCAAUUCAGUGGCUUUUAAUCUUGCUUAUCUAUUUUAGCUGUGUUUAUAUUUUUGUUGCCAAAACCUGCUGUUUGUGCAGCCCUCGGAGCCUACUAGCUUUGCAUGCGUUCAUGUGCCAAGCAAGCAUAGGAGGGGGAGAGAGAGAAGCCACUUUAUAACAAACUCAAGUUUGUAUUUUUUUUAUAUAUGUAUAUAAUAUUUAGCUUAUAUAAGGAAGGAGUAGAGAAGUGGUUCUGGAAGCUGAGACAAGUUCUGCACUGACAAAGGUCCAAAUGGUUUCCUGUGCAUGGGCUUGCAGGCAUACCUAGUGACUGACAUGCAACCUUUCAAAUGCAAUGGCCUGUUUUUUUGGGUUCUCCCUUCCCUUUCCUGGACCAUUUUGUUAAUUAAAAUUCCUUCUGAAUGUUG
Messenger RNA from Falco peregrinus (peregrine falcon), 4737 nucleotides. It is a transcript of the gene WIPI2, whose product is annotated as WD repeat domain, phosphoinositide interacting 2. Bases 2907 to 4151 code for a protein of 414 amino acids. Gene Ontology annotation, biological process: protein lipidation; protein localization to phagophore assembly site; autophagy of mitochondrion. NCBI's taxonomy places the organism in Eukaryota, Metazoa, Chordata, Aves, Falconiformes, Falconidae. The record is from RefSeq and is a predicted model, not a curated record. Gene Ontology annotation, molecular function: phosphatidylinositol-3,5-bisphosphate binding; protein binding; phosphatidylinositol-3-phosphate binding. The transcript is spliced from 12 exons. Gene Ontology annotation, cellular component: phagophore assembly site membrane; cytosol; extrinsic component of membrane.